CAUUACAAUGCCCCGUGUUUCGUUGCUCCUCGCCGGCCUUCUGCUAACUGCCAGCUCAGCCUAUCUUUCCGAAUCAUGGAUGCUCAGCUCGGAACGACCGUCCGGGCCUCGAUGUGUGCCCAUACCACACAAUCUCACCAUUUGUUACGGCAUGCAGUACAAUCAAAUGCGACUUCCGAAUCUUUUGGAGCACGAGACUAUCAACGAAGCCAUACAUCAAUCAAGUGAUUGGAAAUCAUUGUUACAGCUGAACUGUCAUCCCGAUACGCAGCUUUUUCUAUGCUCCCUAUUUGCCCCCAUAUGUCUCCCAACCAUGGACAAGGAGAUCCUGCCCUGUCGAUCACUUUGCGAAGCUGUAAAGCAGGGCUGCGAGGGACGAAUGUCCGUGUACGGUUUCCCAUGGCCGGAAAUGCUGUCAUGCGAUAAAUAUCCCGAGGACAACGACAUGUGCAUCAAGGCGAUGAGCACCGAGAAACAAGCUCGGGAUAUCAGCUGCCCAGCGUGCAGUCAGGUGGGAACAUACGAGAAUCUUGUGGACCAUUUCUGCCGCAGUCAACUAGUUGUGAAGGCAAGAAUAAACGCUGUAACGCCAACCCACAUCAGUCUACGAAAUGCCAGAAGUCUCAAGAAGGGUGACCGACGGAGGACGGUGGAAGACAUGGAUGUUCGGCUAAACGCUGACUCGUCACCUUGCCCAUGUAACAUCACAAGCACGUCUGACCGAAGAUUUUUGGUGAUGGCAUCAAAAAGCAAUGAUGGCUUGCUAGCAGCUAAUCUCAUUCUUCCUUGGAAGAAGGAAAAGAGUUUCAAACGGGCAAUUCAUCAAUUCCAACGGUUGAACUGCAAGUCGCUCGGACGGGAAAUUCGCGAAAGCGCUUCUCGACGGCCACACUACUACACGAUGAGGAGGCACAACCAACGGAUUCUCUGAAUGCGCCCUUCAGUCGUUCACAACCCCGGCCAAACUGUGCUGUCCUUCGUACAUUCUCCGUCCGUACAAUCUCGCAUCUCAAUCUCUGCCCGAAACAGGGUUGUGUAGAUCUUAUUGUCAUUGUUAAUAAUUGAGACGUUGCUAGAACCAAUGUCGAACAUACCGAGCUUGCCUAUGUCGGGGUACUUUGAUAUGAUUAAAUUUUUACUUUGCCAAACAUGACGCUUUUAGUAAAUGAAACUGAGG
This is a messenger RNA of Cylicocyclus nassatus, 1177 nucleotides long. Lineage: Eukaryota; Metazoa; Nematoda; Chromadorea; Rhabditida; Strongylidae. The record is from the annotation of a GenBank genome assembly.